CGUUUCUUAUUUUUACGACAACCGUAGUUCGACCACUAUAGUUUCAGUUUAUAUAUUGUUUUUAAAAAUAAUACAAAUACAUUAAAACUAAGGAUGGCUUCUCCUGGGCCUAAGCAUAAGUCUGAUCUAGAGAAAAUAGAAAUUGCCAAACAAUUUAAAUCCGAAGGCAAUGAAUGUCACAAACAAGAAAACUUUAAACAAGCUAUUGGAAAAUACCACAGAGCUCUGAUGCAGUUGAAAGCUGUUGGUAGUUCCAAAAGUGCUGGAUUAGGAGCGUUCUUGUCUGAUGAAACCAUGCAGGACAUGGGGUAUUCAGAGCCAGUUAGCGAGAGUACCAGGCAUGAAGUGACAAAACUGAUGUGUGAUUGCUACAAUAACCUUUCAGCAUGUCUACUGAAGCAAGAUGCACCAAAUCAUCACAAGAUCUUAGAAUAUUGUGACAAAGUUACAGAUCUUGAUCCCAGUAAUGCAAAGGCACACUACAGAAAAGGGUUGGCAUAUUAUAGUUUGGAAAAAUAUGAAGAAGCAGUGCAAUCAUUCAGUGUGGCAUCAAAGUUGGACAGCUCGUUUCAAGCUUCCAAGUAUAUCCGUCAAUGCAAGGAAGGGAUAAGGAAACAAGACCAACAGCUAAAGGACGCAUACAGAGGCAUCUUCAAUAAAGGCAGCAGAGACUCAGAGGCAGCAGACAAUGGCUGAAGAAAGCACUCUGAUCAACCUGUUUAUUUGAAGAACAACUGUUAUGUACCUGUUUUUAUUAGCUCGGCUGUUUUCCGAGAAAACCAGAGGUAUUGUCAAAGCCAGCUCAUCGUCCGGCGUCAUUCUAAAAUCUUUACAUUGGCUCUAAAAUCAAAGUGCUUCCACCUACAACUUUGAAACUUCAUAUGUAACUGCACCUUGAUGAGUUUUACACGCCACACCCAUUUUUGGUUCACUAGGUCAAUGGUCAAGGUCACUGUGACCUCUAAGAAAAAAAAUAAUGUGGCAAGCUUUCAUUUAUUAUGCUCCCCCAAAAUUUAUUUAGGGGGGAGCAUAUAGUUUCCGCUUCGUCUGUCCGUCCGUGUUUCCCUGUGUCCGUUCGUGCACAAUUUUAGUCCGGGCUAUUUCUCAGAAACUAAUGACCGGAAUUCAAUGAAACUUUAUGGGAAGCUUCACUACCUGGAGGAGAUGUGCAUAUUAUCAGUGGGUUCUGGUCGGAUGAUUUUUCACACAGUUAUGGCCCUUUGAAAUUUUCCAUUAACUGUACAUAUAGUGCAAUUCUUGUCCGGGCUAUUUCUCAGCAACUAAUGACCGGAAUUCAAUGAAACUUUAUGGGAAGCUUCACUACCAAGAGGAGAUGGGCAUAUUAUCAGCGGGUUCUGGUCGGAUGAUUUAUCACAGAGUUAUGGCCCUUCGAAAUUUUCCAUUGUUCAUAUAGUGCAAUUCUUGUCCAGGCUAUUUCUCAGCAACUAAUGACUGGAAUUCAAUGAAACUUUAUGGGAAGCUUCACUACCAAGAGGAUAUGUGCAUAUUAUCAGCCAGUUCUCGUUGGAUGGAUGAUUUUUCACAGAGUUAUGGCCCUUUGAAAUUUGGCAUUGUACAUAUAGUGCAAUUCUUGUCCGAGCUAUUUCUCAGCAACUUAUAACGGGAAUUCAAUGAAACUUUAUGGGAAGCUUCACUACCAAGAGGAGACGUGCAUAUUAUCAGCCGGUUAUGGUCGGAUGAUUUUUCACAGACUUAUGGCUCUUUGAAAUUUUCUAUAAACUGUACAUAUAGAGCAAUUCUUGUCCUGGCUAUUUCUCCCCAACAACUGACUGGAAUUCAAUGAAGCUUUAUGGGAAGCUUAACUACCUUGAGGAGAUGCGCAUGUUAUUUGUUGAUUCUGUUUAGAUGAUUUAUUUAGAGAGUUAUGGCCCUUUGAAAAUUUUAAGUUGCUAAACCAUCCAUCGUAUUAUUUUGUCCAAAGUUAUGCCCCUCAAGACUUUUCCUUUUAUCUGAAUAUAUAGUGCAAUAUUGUGACAAAAAAACACUUUGGGGAGCAUCACCUGUCUCCGACGGUUUCUUGUUCAAAACAGCACCGGCAGCUGAGCGUUGGCACCCGCUAUGCUGUGCUCUUGUUUAAGUCAAAUAAUAUACUGAUAAACAUGUAUUACCGUUUUAAGUGUUCAAAUUAUCUCACAUCAUUCUAAACAAUUAAAUAUUAUCAAAAGCAUCAGGUGAAAAUUGCCUUAAGCCACAUGUGGCCAGCAUAGCUUCAGACCAGCCUGUGCAUCCUUGCAGUCUGGUAAUGAGGUUCACUGUCCACUAUAAAGAAAUUCAAUAUUUCCUGGUCACAUGAGGUCCGAAGGUAGUUUCUGACCAAACUGCGCGGAUGCACAAUCUGGUGUGGAGUUACUCUGGUAUUAUAUGGCAUAAGACCUAUUAUUGCAUAAUAAGGUUUAAGUAUGUUAUAGAGGUCAAAGUUUGUGACACAACAACAUAGAGAUGCAUAAGUUCGAAUUGGCACGACUAAUACUCUGUACAUACAAGUAUCUGCCUGUUAAUGCGCUGUAUAUUGUGCUGUAUGCAGGACUCUGAGCCCAGAUAGUCAAUUGGCAUUUACAUAGGUGAUGCUUUAUCUGUCAUACAGAUAUAGUUCCAAGCAAUAAUAUUAUAACAUAUUUUAGAUAAACUCUCAUGCAUGAAAUGAUGUCAAAUGGAAACGGAACAAAAUUUGAAUGUAUUGUUAAAACAACUUUUUUGUUUCAUGAAUUAAACUAAUAGUUAAAUUUAAACACCAUCUGUUUUCCUAUGUUAUUUUGAAUUUAUAUACUGGUAGGCAUUGGUAGUUGAUGGCUUGCUAACAUUUAUCCUUUUUUUACAUUACAUGUAUCUAUUAAACCAAUACGAAAAGUAA
This is a messenger RNA of Dreissena polymorpha, 2872 nucleotides long. RefSeq names its product tetratricopeptide repeat protein 9C-like. Gene Ontology annotation, molecular function: protein binding. Bases 94 to 696 code for a protein of 200 amino acids. The transcript is spliced from 3 exons. The record is from RefSeq and is a predicted model, not a curated record. NCBI's taxonomy places the organism in Eukaryota, Metazoa, Mollusca, Bivalvia, Myida, Dreissenidae.